Molecule: messenger RNA, 4100 nt
Organism: Scatophagus argus
Lineage: Eukaryota; Metazoa; Chordata; Actinopteri; Scatophagidae
Gene: epb41l4b
Product: erythrocyte membrane protein band 4.1 like 4B
Exons: 23
Coding region: 685-3024 (779 amino acids)
Cellular component (GO): cytoskeleton
Molecular function (GO): cytoskeletal protein binding
Source: RefSeq, a predicted model, not a curated record
GGCCAGGCUGAACAGAAGUUUGUUCUGCGCUGUGUUUUUACGCAGGCGCAGAUCACACUGUUUGUCCAGUUUGGUUGGUUGACUUUUACCUGUGAGGUAGACUAGUUUCGGUUCGCCGGUGGGAAUAAGCAACAACGACCGAGGUCCGGUCCGGUUCAGAGGUGACGAGACUUGCCCCCCCUCCUUUCCCACUCCGGCCCCAUGUGACUCAGGGACUCCCACUGCGGAGCGUCGGACGGGAUUUCUCCGGGUUUUUAGAGUCGGUGCGCAACAGCGAGCAAAGCGGGAGGCAGGUGCACGGGAGAGGACAGGACAGGGGGAGGAGGAGGAGGAGGAGGAGGGUUGUUUGUAUUUCCGUGAGAGAGUCCUGUCGGUCGCACCGGGCCGAAUGAUUGGUGGUCAACUGGUUGGCGCCUCGGUGGUCGAUCUGUGUUAGUUUCAUUAGUAUGCGGCUGGAGUCUCCGCGCUGCCGCCGACAUCCAGCCUGAGGACUGAUCGGCAGCCCUGAAGUCUCCUCCGCGCCUGCUAAGUGACUCCUCUCCCCGGGGAGGACGAGGAGGAGGUGGAGGAGGAGGAGGAGGAGGCGACGGCAGCAGCAGAAGCAGGACCCCGGCUGCACCGACUGUUGUGUGGAACAGUUUUCACGGACGCAACACGGACCUCCUCGCCUCGUGGAUCAGGAAGAUGAUGGGCUUUCUGCGCCGGACGUUCAGUCGCCGUUCACGGAGCCGCAUCCAGUCGAGAGAGAGGGACGAACGGGACGGUAAAGGGGGAGGAGAAGGAGGGGGAGGAGGAGCAGCAGGAGGAGUGACCGGGAACCCCCUGCUCCUGCCCCAUCAGCAGCAGGUCGUACAUGCGCCCGCCGUGGUCACCGGGGGAGCGUCGGUUCACAUCCCGGCGGCCGGGACGGCGAGGACCACCAUCACCUGCCGCGUCCUGCUGCUCGACGGCUCGGAUGUCACUGUGGAUUUGCCUAGUAAGUCCAAAGGCCAGGACCUUUUUGAUCAGAUCAUGUAUCACAUAGAUCUGGUUGAGACAGACUACUUUGGGUUGCAGUACAUGGACACAGAGCAAGUCUCACACUGGCUGGACAUGUCCAAGAUUAUAAAGAAACAGAUCCGAGAUGGGCCCCCAUACAGACUGUUCUUCAGAGUGAAAUUUUACUCGUCGGAGCCAAAUAACCUGCGUGAGGAAUUCACAAGGUAUCUGUUUGUGCUGCAGCUUCGACAAGAUAUUCUGUCUGGCAAGUUGAAAUGUCCCUAUGACGUCUCAGUAGAGCUGGCAGCAUAUUGUUUACAAAGUGAGCUGGGAGACUGCGACCCCUUGGAGCACUCUCCUGAGCUGGUGUCGGAGUUUCGUUUCAGUCCCAAACAGAGCGAGGCCAUGGAGGCGGACAUAUUCGGCAGGUGGUUAGAUCUCAGGGGAAAGAGUCCGUCUCAAGCAGAGAUAUCUUUUCUCAACAAAUGCAAGUGGCUGGAGCUUUAUGGUGUAGAUAUGCACUUUGUCAAGGGCAGAGAUGGAGGAGAAUAUGCACUCGGUCUCACUCCUACUGGCAUCCUAGUGUUUGAGGGCUCCAACAAAAUUGGCCUCUUCUUUUGGCCAAAAAUCACUCGACUGGACUUUAAAAAGAGUCGACUCACUUUGGCCGUGGUGGAGGAUGAUGAUCAGGGUCGGGAGCAGGAGCACACGUUUGUGUUCCAGCUGGCCAGCUCCAAGAGCUGCAAACACCUGUGGAAGUGUGCCGUGGAGAGCCACGCCUUCUUUCGCCUACGUCAGCCGACCACGGGCAAGGCCAGCCGCAGCGACUUCACUCGACUCGGGUCCCGCUUCAGAUUCAGUGGUAAAACAGAAUAUCAGGCUACUCAUGGAGGCAGACUGAGGAGAGCCAGCACGUUUGAGAGGAGGCCGAGCAAGAGGUACCCCUCCCGCACGCAGUCGUUGGGCAAAGCUGCCAUUUCCCCAGCCAAGCCGCCACACAUCAGUGCUCACGCUAGCCCUGAUCCCAGCCUACAUCCAUAUCAGCACAACAUUCCCAUCGGUCACGAGCCGUGGCACCCAUCCCACCCGGCUCUCACACCCCCAGUUUACCUGCAGCCCUCCGGACACACACCGUCACACAGUUUCCCCCUCAGUGGUCCUGCCUCAGACCAUCAGUUCAGUGUUGAAGAGAACGAGACGUCUUAUUCUGGCAAGAUCCACCACCAUCACCGUCGCCACACCCACAGCCAGGAUACGCUCUGCCACACACACAUCAAGAACAAACGUCGAGCUCCUCCCUGCCCUGCAGAUGAGCUGGACAUUUCUCAAACUCUGCUCAAGGCCUUGGAGUCGGAAAGUGAUUCGCCCCCCUGGCCCUCGCUGCACGUCAACAUGGACAACAAGGGAGAGGAGAAGCAGCUGUCUGAAAAGUCUCUGCACCCUCCUGCCUCUCCAGCAAUGCUCCCCGACCACCUUAAAUGUAACAUCUUAAAGGCCCAGGUGGAGGCGGCUUUCCGGAAGGAAGCUCCAGCAACACCAAGGGGGAAGAACUCAAAUGAGACCCUCAAUGACAGGUAUCAGAGCUCGUCCCAGGACUCGGCUGCGUCUAGUCUAACAGCGGAAAAGAUGCCGCCUCGGCAAGACCGUGACCCCACACCGGAGAGGCUGCAGUCCAAAGCCAACACAAGCACCAGCCGAAGAAAACGACUGGUCAGGCAGUUCAGCUUUAACCAUGAAGAUGAAGAUAAUCUCCCAGAAGCACUUGCAGCCAUCUCCUCCCAGAGUACAGGAAAGUCAGGAUCUACCAGCUCAUUGGACAAACAGAUACAGCCCUCCAUAUACCCACAGGUGGAUAAUAUGCCAGCACUGGAGCUGGGUAGUCCAUGUUGUUCCUCUCCUUCGCCUUCUCCCCAUCUCUCCCCUUCAUACUACCGUAGCUCCAAUCCUCACCAGGUCCCUUACCUUGCUGCCCAUAACAACAGCGGAGAGGAAGUGAGGUUGGACAGAGAGAAGAUUCUCAGAGCACUGCUGAUGACGGAGCUCUGAGGCGUUGACCCUCGACCCCGGACUCAUCACUGGGCACAGCAGACCUUACAUUAAGUGAGGAAGGUGGAGGCAGAACACCCAAAGUCGUUGGCUGCAAUCAACAUUUGUAUAUUUGCAUAACACUUUCAGCAGCUAUAAAUAUAUAUUUGCAUAAAGGCAAUUGUUAUAUUUGCGUAACUGUUAUUUUAGAGGGAUGGUUGUUUGUAUUCAUGAAACUGAAAACUUUAACAAUACGUGAUACCGAAAUGGUCUCACCGACUCACACAUACAGACACCUAACAGACAAGCUACAGAUGUGACUGGUGCUGCCUGCAUGAUAAAUAUGUUACACAAUGAAAUAUUUAUCUGAUUUGCUUCGGGGUUAUGUUUAAGUUUUGUGUGAUUUCAUCAGCACUGUGUCCAUGUUGAUACCCAAACUGUGUUUCAGACUGCGACUGUUGAAGCUUUGGUUUGUACACUUUGAAAAAUAACAGGCUGAAGCGAAAGUCAGUUCACUUUCAAGUCAGUUUGUUCAAAAUGUAAAUAGACAUUGUGAUUAAUAUGCAGACACCAGAGCAGGCAUUGUAAAUGCUUAAUUCCUUAUUUCUGUCGGUCACAUAUCGGUUUUGACUUGCCAAAACAUUUGCAGCAUUUGAAGAUUUAAAAAAAUUUCUGAACAGAACGAAUUGAAAGUGAAUUCAGACUCGGUGCAGAUGUGGAGAGUGUUGUGACUGUGCUGCUGCAGUCUCAAUCUGCCCACUAGAAGGAGACAAAUCUGCAGUCACAGCUCCUGUGGCAGCUGAACUCACUGAUCUUGUGUUGUCAUGACGAACAAAUCAUGAAUCAUGUUGCUUUUUUUUUUUUUUUUUUUUUUUUAAUUUAGUUUGAGUUUUCAUCACAGGUGAAAUGCAGUACGGAUCUCAGAGGUCUUAUUCUUGGAAAUUAGCUAUUGUUUAAGCGUUACCAUGCCGCUUAAUGACUUUAUUUCAGCACUUGUUUUGUCACGACCACAUCUGAGGCAGUGUAUGACAUGUUGUCGUGUUGACUGUGUUGUUCCUGCCCUUGGUGGGAUCUUAAUAAAAGCCAAAUCAUCAGUU